Molecule: messenger RNA, 797 nt
Organism: Pleuronectes platessa (European plaice)
Lineage: Eukaryota; Metazoa; Chordata; Actinopteri; Pleuronectiformes; Pleuronectidae
Gene: spag8
Product: sperm associated antigen 8
Exons: 6
Coding region: 81-797 (238 amino acids)
Biological process (GO): positive regulation of transcription by RNA polymerase II
Cellular component (GO): cytoplasm; nucleus
Molecular function (GO): microtubule binding
Source: RefSeq, a predicted model, not a curated record
CGCUGCCAGGUGACACCUGUUAGCUUAGCACUGCUACUCGUUAGCUUAGCGCUGCUAGCCGUUAGCUAAGAGCUGCUACGAUGAGCCGACAUGGAAGUGAAAUAGGAAAAUGUUUGUCCCAGAUGUGGGAGAAGGAGGAAGAGGAGGAGGAACAUGAGAAGAAGGAGGAAGAGGAGGAGAAGGAGGAGAAGAAGGAAGAAGAGGGGCAGAACAUUCCAGCUCUGGACAACGGGGACAACGCGUCUCUGGUCCAGAGACGUGGACACUUUGGGAUUAUCACGAUGAACCAGGAUCAUGAACUGGAGAGGCUCACCACAUCGAGAGCAACGUUCGUCGCUCCGAAGAGUCACAACGUGAGGCAGAAAGGCAUCAGAGGCGAGCUCAUGGAAACACUCUUGGCCGAGAGGAUCCGCGAAAGGAUUCAAGCUGAACAGAAUCCACCGAUUCCCAAAACGGAUUUCUGCUCCACGAGCCAGAGGGAGUUCAGGGCGGAGGGAUUUGUUCCUCUCUCCCCGGAAUCAACACAAGUUCAUGAUUAUAAGACGGAGGAGGCGAUUACAUUCUGGAGUGAGAACCAGCAGCGGGUCGAGGUUUGUCUCGUUGUUCCACGUCUUAGACAAUGUUCUAUUGUUGUCAUGAUGUUGUUGUUUGUGUCACGUCUAAAACCAUAUUGGACAGUUUUAGUUCUUGGUGUGACCGCCGUGGACUUCCUGGAAUCACCUUUCAGGAGGUCGGCGUUUUUCACCAAACAAGUCGGCGAGUGGCUGGAUGAAACGAUGCCCCCCCCCGACAACUGA